This is a messenger RNA of Nicotiana tabacum (common tobacco), 2899 nucleotides long. NCBI's taxonomy places the organism in Eukaryota, Viridiplantae, Streptophyta, Magnoliopsida, Solanales, Solanaceae. The record is from RefSeq and is a predicted model, not a curated record.
GCUGAUUUUUAUGUGUCAUUUUCUAUCUGCUUUUUUCAGAAGUGUUUCAGAAAGUUCUGCUAUUUCUGACCCUCUUUCUCCUCUCUUCAAGAAAUACUCUUUAGACCAAUAUAUCUUUUAUUUGUUAUCUUGAAAGCUCUACCAAAGUGGACUAGAACUGAUUGCAGAUGAUGUUUUCUUGUUGAAUUUCAGUUUCCUUGAGGAGAGUAAACUGUUUGAAUCUACAAGGAGCUGAAAACGCUUUAAAGAUUAAAAACUUUGCCAUUACUUUAUUGGGAUGCAGUUUUCUUGAGGAGAUUUAGCUGUUUGAAUCUACAAGGAGCUGAAAAUGGUGUAAAGAUUUAAACUUUGCGCGAUUGUUUUUAUUUAAAUGCAGUUUUUUUCUUGAGGAGAUUUAAGCUCUUUUGAAUCUACAAGGAGCUGAAAAUGAAUCCCAGCUUGAAAAAACCGAGGGAAUCGGUGGAUUUGUUGAAUGAGUCAACAGCAUCACCAUUCCCAGAUGAGGUGUUGGAGAAGGUGCUGUCACUUGUGCAGUCUCACAAGGACAGAAACUCAGCUUCAUUGGUUUGUAAGGAUUGGUACAAUGCAGAGCGUUGGACAAGGACUAAGUUGUUCAUCGGGAACUGCUAUUCGGUCUCUCCUGAUAUUGUAGCAAGAAGAUUUCCCAAGAUUAAGAGCGUUACCCUUAAAGGGAAGCCAAGAUUUUCCGACUUUAAUUUGGUCCCAGAGAAUUGGGGUGCUGAUAUUCAGGCUUGGCUUGAUGUUUUUGCCAAAGUUUACCCCUUUCUUGAGGAGUUGAGGUUGAAGAGGAUGACCGUUAGUGAUGAGAGUUUGGAGUUUUUGGCUAAAUCAUUUCAUGGAUUUAAGGCUCUCUCUUUGUUGAGUUGUGAUGGAUUUAGCACUGAUGGGAUCAAAUCCAUUGCUACUUACUGCAAGAGGUUGACAGAGCUGGACAUUCAGGAGAAUGGCAUGGAUGAUAUCGCUGGUAGUUGGCUAAGUUGUUUUCCAGAUGACUUUGCAUCACUGGAGGUGCUAAACUUUGCCAGUCUGAACAGUGAGAUCAGUUUCGAUGCCCUAGAGAGACUUGUCAGUAGGUGCAAAUCGCUGAGGGUUCUGAAGGUGAAUAAGAACAUUAACUUGGAUCAAUUGCAACGCCUGCUUGUCCGGGCUCCUCAGCUGAUGGAGCUCGGUACAGGAUCCUUUCAUCAAGAACUCACGAGUCGGCAGUACGCACAAGUUGAAAGUGCAUUCAGCAACUGCAAACAUCUGCACACUCUCUCAGGUUUAUGGGAUGCGACUUCUCUAUAUUUACCAGUUCUUUAUGCAGCCUGUUCUAGUCUGACUUUUCUCAACUUGAGCUAUGCAACCAUUGGGAGUGGUGAAUUAUCGAAGCUUCUUGCUCAUUGCCAAAAUUUGAGACGCCUUUGGGUCCUUGACACUGUCGAAGAUAAGGGAUUAGAGGCUGUUGGAACCAGCUGCCCCUUGCUUGAAGAACUGCGAGUCUUCCCUGCCGACCCUUUUGACCAGGAUAUAGCCCAUGGGGUGACGGAGUCGGGCUUUGUGGCUGUGUCUGCCGGUUGUCCUAAGCUUCAAUAUGUUCUCUAUUUUUGCCGGCAAAUGACUAAUGCUGCUGUUGCAACGAUAGUGCGUAACUGCCCUGAUUUCACCCAUUUUCGUCUCUGCAUAAUGAAUCCUGGCCAACCAGAUUACCUGACAAAUGAACCCAUGGAUGAGGCUUUUGGUGCAGUGGUCAAGACUUGUACAAAGCUCCAGAGGCUUUCCGUUUCUGGGCUGUUAACUGACCAGACCUUUGAGUAUAUCGGUAAGUAUGCCAAGAACCUUGAGACACUUUCAGUGGCUUUUGCUGGGAGCAGUGACUGGGGUAUGCAGUGCGUGCUUGACGGCUGUUCUAAGCUGAGGAAGCUGGAGAUAAGGGAUUGUCCAUUUGGAAAUGCAGCACUUCUUUCUGGACUGGACAAGUAUGAAUCCAUGCGGUGUCUUUGGAUGUCAGCUUGCAAUGUCACCAUGAAUGGUUGUCGGUUACUUGCAAAAGAGAUGCCUAGAUUGAAUGUCGAAGUAAUCAAAGAUGAGGACAGCGAUGACUACGCUGAUAAGGUGUACGUCUAUCGUUCUGUGGCAGGGCCACGAAGGGAUGCUCCACCUUUUGUUAAAACUCUUUAGUACAAAGAAACUGGAACUUUGGUGUUGCUCUGAGACACCUUUCUAUUCCAGCUGGCUUUAUCUGCUGCAUGAUGUUCGUAAAGGUGGAAGAGAGAAAUUAAGUGGACAAUGGGGCUGAAUAUGCUACACUUUCUAUGUUUUACUUGUUGGAGAAGCGUGAAAAUUUUCAAGGAAGAUCAACAAAAGGGAUGUUUGUGCUCUUGUUGGCCUUUAUGCAUUAUUAUGAUGAGAAAGAAACCAUGCUAAUCUCUUACAGUUGGUGAGAUCUUUGCAAAUAAUCAUCAAUCUAUUGGUAUUGCCAGCUGCCAAUGGCAAUACAUGGAGCAGGGACGGGAAUAAGUGGAACGAAUGACCACAUGAGGGAGUUAAAGUUGAAUCUGCCUGAGAAAACCUUCAGCAGAAUGUGCAUGUCAGAAAAUCUGUAGAGUCCUGAAGUUUUUCUGGCUCUUUCAAAGUGGAAGCAUGAGAAAACUUAGAUAUUGAGCGUGAAACUCGCUCAAGCUGAUGUAUGCUGGUUUGAUUAGUCGCGAAGUUUCUUAUAAUAAACAGCAUAAUCAUAAAGAAAGAAAAAUGAGAGUCACAGAUUUUUAUCAUGUAACUUGAAUGAUGAUCAUUAGGUCUCACAGACUUUAGUCUCUUUUUUUUCUUGCACCAGACUGAAGUCAUUUGGCCAAAGUUGAAAAUGCAAAAGAAGAAGAAACCAUGGUAUUCUUUUACA